Messenger RNA from Verticillium nonalfalfae, 2994 nucleotides. RefSeq lists its product as uncharacterized. The coding region runs from base 1 to 2994 and encodes 997 amino acids. Gene Ontology annotation, cellular component: chromatin. Lineage: Eukaryota; Fungi; Ascomycota; Sordariomycetes; Glomerellales; Plectosphaerellaceae. Gene Ontology annotation, molecular function: zinc ion binding; DNA-binding transcription factor activity, RNA polymerase II-specific; RNA polymerase II cis-regulatory region sequence-specific DNA binding. Gene Ontology annotation, biological process: DNA-templated transcription; regulation of transcription by RNA polymerase II. The record is from RefSeq and is a predicted model, not a curated record. The transcript has 6 exons.
AUGGCGAGCCUGCAGGACAUCAUGAACGUAGAUGAGGACCAUCAGUUCCAUCCCCAGACCAAUAAGAAGGGCACGGUCCCAGCCUCAUCCAAUGUUCAUCAGCAGCCAUCUGCGGUACCACCAGACUCAGUCACUGCCAGCCUUAAGUAUAUACCGCCAGCCCAACACACUCAUACCCUCGACGGCCCUCCAGCCAUCACACAUUCAACUUCAUCCACCGGAUCACCGUCCAACACAAGUCAGCCAGCAGCAGAUCGUCGCCCAAGCAACACGAGCGUCGACUCUAUGGAUCCGUCGUUGUAUGGUCACGGUCACUCUGGGUCAUCUGGAAGUCUUAACCCCUCGAAUACACCAAUGCGGCCACUCGCAAAUAUGUUGGCAGGCGCGGAAGCGUCAGUGAAACUGACGCCCAUCACCGGUCGAGUCAGUCGAGCAAAGAAGGGCGUACCUGUUCAUACAUGUGAUCAGUGUCGUCCCCCCAAGACGUUCACAAGAGCGGAGCAUCUGAGAGCUUUCCACCGCAAGGAUCUCUUGGACCGACACCAACAGCGGCACGAACUGGACGAAGAGAAGUCGCCGAGAAGCCGCAGAACGUCUGCAGGCUCCCUGGAUGGAAGUGCUCGUCUCGGGCUGCACCCCUCCGUCAUGAGCUACAGCACCCCUUCGACAACACCAAACUUAUCCAUGACACCAAACAUGGCCCCUAACAUUUCAGCGUUCCUCGGGAGUCCCGGCAGCGCCAGCAAGUCUAUGUCUCCGGGAAUGGGUGGUGGCAGUGAGAACUACCCCUCCGCAUCUGGCGGUCAUGGAUACAACAAUGACUAUCAGUUGUCAUCGCAUUCGCCCCAGCAGCUGCCGCUGCUUCAAGACGGAACGGCAAGUGGCUUCAACACACCAGCCUCCAUGAUUGUACCCACCUUCUCCUCCAUCGACUACAGCCAGCCCCGCACGAACACAACCUACUCCGAGCUAUACCUUCAGACCCAGGGCCUCCCGAGUCAGCAGACACCAGCAAUGGACGCGCCCCCAGAGCUUUCGCAUCCCCACGACACAUCUAACUGGCCCUCCUCUGCCAGUGACAGUCCCUUCUCCACACCUUCUGAGAGGUCUCGUCGCGGUCCAUGGACUGAUGCCCAGCGCUCAUCCAGUGUGGACUGGCAGGGCACCAACCUUCUCUCUCCGUAUCUCUCACAUGAACAUUCAAGCCCUCCACCCGGUUUCGACGCUUUGCCUGCGAGCGGACCCAUCUACUUUCCUUUCUCACCUUCGCCCCAGCUCGGGUCUGGGCCAGUCUUUGUGCCGUCGCUCGAUGCGCCUUUGACCAACUACCCGGAUGAUCAGACGUUGUUGGACCCCCAUCAGCAGCAUCUUUUCCCCAACAGUGUUGGUAAUCCAGUCCCAGUGCGAGCUCUGGCCCAGGCUCAAAGUUCUGAAAUUCUAGUCUCGCCAUCGACGGCCCUCCUCUCGGAUCGCAUGAUGAACUCGCUCGCAUGCGUGGGACGCCAGAAGGAGGUGGCUGUCGGCCUCAUGGCUGCGCCCAUCCUGUCGCCGAGCUCUCUAUCGCCUCCGCCUGCAAGUGCGUACAGGGCGAUUCCGUACUACAUCGAGGUGUAUUGGGACAAGUUCCACCACCUGUUCCCUAUCGUUCACAGACGCACAUUUGAGGAGGCAUUAGAGCAAUGCGACCUGCUGCGAUGCGCCAUGGCUGCCGUGGCCACGCAGUAUCUCACCAGCAAGGAGGAUCGAAUCAGGGGCAAUCAAUUGCACGAGUAUGCGUGGCAGCAAGCCAGAAGGUCCCUUCAUUGGAGCGUAUCGGUGAUGCAAGCUAUCCUCCUCUGCGAGCUGUUCGCUCGUUUCCGCGGCCGCAAGGCUGCUAUUCGCCCGUCCAAGGAGUUCGAAGAUGUGUAUCAAAGAGUGUAUGAUCCGUCGGUCAUUUUCGCUCCUGUGCCAAUGAGUGGCCCUAGCAACGUCAGGUGGCACACGUGGCUCGACAUGGAAGCGCGUCGUCGUCUGCUCGGCGCGUGUUUCGUGCUCGACGUACACACAUCGGUGUACCAGGAGCAACGGCGUGUGAGAGAAUUUGACAUUGCUGCCGAGGGGAUUCCGUCCAUCCCCCUUACGGGCCAGACGAACGAGCUUUGGGAGGCUAUGAGCGCGGAUGCCUGGUCGGCCAUGGUGGCGAACAAGGAAAACAUCAUGAGCAUACUAACGACGCUCCCAAUGAUCAACCCGGGCUCUCUGACCGAUUGCACGAUUCAGACACACUCGCUGUUCGACAGGUCCAUCAUCCUGGCGUCCGAGGCCAUCCGCCUCCAGUCUCAGGGUUCGGCAGCACCGAGCGAUCCGAGCCGCAUGGCGGGGCUGUUCCCGGACUGCCCGGUCGCCAACACGUACCUUGCGCUCCAUCACGCGCCGCUACAUGACCUCCUGGCGGUUUCCGGCGAGAGCUGGGUGUUCAGUCAAAAGCUGAUGGAGGCGUCUUCGUUCGCGGAGCACAAGAAGAGGCUCCGGCAGUGGAGCUCUUCGAGCGAGGCGGCAACAUCAGUCAUCUUCGCCUGUCGAGCGAUGGAGGCCUUUACGGCGCAAGGCAACCGGUGGGACGCGGACGAAGACGACGAGGAUGCAGACAACAUGGAUAUCUGGGACACGCAAAGGCCGCGGGCGUGGCGGGACGACGUAUCAGACUACUGGGGCAUGUACGUCUGCGCCCUCAUCUGCUGGGCCUUUGGCCACGGGGCCUCGGCCGACGAGCUGGAAGGCGCGACAAUGGUGCGCGAAGGGGCCGGUGAGGCAGCGACGCUGGCCUGGGUGAGGGCCGUUGCCCGCAUGGGCGAGGACGACGUUAUGAAGAUUCGCAAUCUGCAGGACUCGACGAAGGUGGUCGAACUGGCGAGGUCGUGGCUGGAGGCCGACUGCAUUGGGAACCGCAGUCGGUUGUUCGUGGAUGCGGUUCGGGUGCUGAGAAAGUUGGAAGAAGGCGUUCAAUGGGCGUGA